This is a messenger RNA of Phytophthora infestans T30-4, 4615 nucleotides long. Its product is annotated as protein kinase. The record is from RefSeq and is a predicted model, not a curated record. Gene Ontology annotation, biological process: protein phosphorylation. Gene Ontology annotation, molecular function: ATP binding; protein binding; protein kinase activity. The coding region runs from base 60 to 4592 and encodes 1510 amino acids. NCBI's taxonomy places the organism in Eukaryota, Oomycota, Peronosporomycetes, Peronosporales, Peronosporaceae. The transcript is spliced from 2 exons.
CAGACGCAGAAAGCGCUGACAAGGCACCUUGCCGUUUCCACCGCUAGGAAACCAACGCGAUGGACGAUGAUGCCAUGACGCCGCUACUCUUCGAGGGCCAAGGUCGCGCUAUUUCGGCCGCCACAGCCACUCGAUCCGAGGCCUCUACUGCGCCAUCCUCGCCCACCUCGAUGGACCAGGCGGCUAUGCGGACGCUGCCCAACGCUAACAAGGUGUUGGCCUUCCUGCACUCAAUCUUCGGACUGUGUCAACAGGUUCGAGACCGUCCUCGGGCCUGUCUGCAAGCGCAUGCAAGACUACACCAAGCUUUCCUACGAAUUGCGAGUGCUGCUAAGCAUGGGUCUUUGCCUGUGGGCUUCCGGUUGUCACACUUUAUCGUGCUCCUCAACCAGCUCAAAGCUGUGUUGGAUCAACACUUAAAACUCCCCAACCUUGUGGCAAAAGUGGCCGCUAGUCGUCGACUCCUGUCUGGACUGGCAAGAGUCCACCAUGAGCUGAACGUGGUGCUAGUAGACAACUCGCUGGCUAGUGCCACAAGCUCAUUACUCGAGUGGAAACAGCAAUUUGCCUCCAACCGAUUGCAAGACGAGAAGACUCUGCACGACACACUCAUGGCGCUACUGUCGACUCCAACUUUUGUCAAUAAAGAGUUCCCAAGUGAGCGUCGUCAAGCGUUGAUGCUACUGGGAUUGGUCGCGGAGUUCGCAUCCAAUGACCCACCCAGAGGUCAUUCAACCCAACUCGUGGAGACGCUUAAAAUGACCCAUCGACGCAUCUCUAAUUUGUGUGAUUUACAUCUUCGUCGAGUCCCGCGGUGGUUUUUACCCGGAUGUGAAGUGGAUUUUUCUCUAACUGAACACACGAUCGGCCACUCAAGAGGGUCUUUUGGAUCCACACUUCAUCGUGGUGAAGCAUACAGAUACAACUACAAUAGUGAAGGAGCUCUCAGUAGCUCAACAUCCACCGUAGCAGUCAAGUGUCUGUGGGCUCUCCCUGAUGUGCAAUAUCAAUUCGUAGAGCAAUUAUUCGCUCGUAGUGGAGUGGCCAAGUGGACUCGUGUUCGACACCCAAAUGUCGUGACUGUACGUGGAGCUUCACACGCUGCAACACCGCCCUAUCUCGUACGAGACUUUACCACAUACGGCGGUCUGACGUCGUAUCUCGCAGCACUAGAAACACGAGCAAAGCAAUGUGCCGGACCGGAGAGUACCGGCAAGAUGGAGGCCUUGACGUGGCAACUACUCUACGGUGCCAGUCGAGGCUUGUUGUAUCUCCACGAACAGCACAGUAUCGUACACGGAGGUCUACGUUGCAACAACAUCCUAGUUGACAAGAAAGGUCGAGCUGUGAUCGCUGACUUUGGGCUGUACACAUUGGCUUGUGACGCUAGGGACUCGGGACUCACGGAAUAUUUCCAAUUGGACGUGUUCGACGCAGACGCUGAAGAACUGAUCCGGUGGCAAGCUCCGGAGUGUUUACGAGAGCAUGUGGCGUAUCGAGAGUCACUUCGAUCUCUCUCUGAGACUGGCUCAGCGCUUCUGUCCAGUGGUUCAAGUGCGUCUGCCACGUCGUUCGCUACAGAUGUCUAUGCCUUUGGUAUGUGCAUCCUAGAGGCACUAACACGUACAGUACCGUGGGCAGGCUUGGAUAUCGCCAAGAUCCGGACACUUAAGGGCAACUUAAGUCUCCUCCCACCUCGUCCAAAGUACAUCUCUGUGCAGGCCUGGUCACUCAUUGAGAAGAUGUGUGCAGCUGAUCCGAAGCAGCGUAUUACACUGAGUGAAGCGUCCCAAGAGCUCAAGCGACUGGGAUACGGCAACCGAGUGUUUAAUCGAUCACAGAAUAGUAGCUCCAAGGAUCUAGAAGGUCUCGAAACGGACGCAGUGUCCAAAGUGGAUCGUGUAUCAAGUGUGCUCGAGGAAGUAUCACAAAAGCUUCAACAUCUCAGCAACGAGAGCCGAUCAAGAGGUAGUAGUACUACGGACUUGAAGACGAUGGAAGCCGAUGCAGCUGCCACAGUGGAGCACGUGUCCACGUCGUUAAGCGAAGCUUUUCAAGAUCUGAAAGAGAUAUCGGAGCGAUCUGGCAACGGGAGUGCAGCAGAUUUGGGAGAGAUCGAGGAACAGGCUUCGCAGAAGCUCGUGUGUGUGUCCAGUCUGUUGAAUAUUGCCUCUCAAGAGCUGAAACGACUGGGAAUGGGAGAUAAAGCGAGUGAUUCACGCAGCAGUAGUACGCAAGACUUGGUGGUUAUGGCGCAAGAAGCUCUGGCCAAGCUGACGCGUUUGUCUAGUGAGGAACCGAACGCUGUCUCAGCUGAAGAAUCGGGCUCAGACCUGAACUCUAGUGUUGAUAAGGAGCCAACGGGGUCGUCUACUGCUGAACCAUUUAUUAGUGCACCGUCAGAUCGAGUGGAAGCGGUUGAAGAAGUGACUGCGACGGACUUGUCAGCUCCCAGUGAGGCGUCCACGGUAGAGCAGACUGGUCGACGAGUCAAGGACUCUAUGUCAGCUCGAAGACAGCGAUACUCGGGUGCUGUCGCGUGGGACGCUGCUCCGGUGAAUGAAGAGAAAGUUGCGAGUAUUUGGAUGAAUGAAGAAGAGAGUAAGGCAACGGUACCUCGCUCUCGUGAAGUGGUACGCUCCCUCUAUGUCGCUCUAGGUGAAGACGGCAGCUCAACCAGCACGGACGAUAGUGCUGAGGCAUCUCCGGCUCCUGAAGCUAACAGCAACCACUCAGCUUAUGACCAACCGGAGCAAGAAAUGGACAGCGACACUGGAAGCUUCAAAGAUGCCAUCUCCGAUGACGACAGCGCAGUUCUAUUAAGUGACGACGACGUAGAAGGAGUGACAACGGGCGAGAGCUGUGUAGAAGACGAUGCAUUGAUGAUCGUGCCUGCUGAGUUCCAGACAGCACGUAGCUAUGACGAAGCCACUGACCCUAUGUUACACCCAGUUAUUGGUCUUCUGGAAAGUCUCCGAACAGAACCUGAUGAAGCUCUUUUUGUAGAGUCGUUGGCAGCUAUGAAGGAGGAUCUCGAGCUCUCAACUGCGUGGACUCUUGUGGAACGAGAAGGACUACUGACUCUGAUGGAGCUGGUGUGGAGAAACUACUCGGACGCUUGUACUCUUUGUGCUUUGGAGUUGCUACAGCUGAUCUCUACUCUCAACUCCGACUUCGUGACAAUCCUCGUCGAGUCGAAAGUCGUGAAAAUUCUCCUUGCUGUCGUCAAGCAUCGAUCUUCUCCUCAACAAGUGGACUUUGCAGCGUCGUUCCUCCUUGAAAUUAUCGCUGAGAACGACGACGCUAAGCGACAAUUGUGGAAAUGUCGAGGUGUUGCGGUGAUGGAAGACAGUCUCGUCAUUGACCGUCGACUUGUCCAAGAAGUCAAGAGUACUAUGGCGAAAUUCAAGCGGAGCGAAGGCUACAAGAGUCUCGAAGACGGCGAAUAUCACUUGGCAAUUGACAAAUUCACCGAAGCGAUUGCGCUGGAUCGUAAACGUGCUGGUUACUAUGGAGACCGAAGUCUAGCAUACAUGGAAGCGUCGAUGUUUAAGAAGGCAACAGAUGACGCGUAUCGCUGUAUGCGCUACAACCCAUACGAUGUGACGGGAUAUCUCCGUCACGGAUUGGCUCUUAAGGCCAUGGGCAAGUUUAAGGAAGCGAUGGCAUCACUACGCAAGGGAACGAAAGUCGAUCCCAAGUUUACGAAGAUCCAAGACGCUCUAGCGGACACUGAGAAGCUAUACAAAGCCCGACUUAAAGGUGGAGAUGGCACGGUAUUGCGUCGUAUGACAGCGGCAGAGUCGGCGAAACUCAAGAAGAAAGACGGCGACGAUGCAUUAAGGAAGAAAGACUUUACUCUUGCGAUCGAGUGCUACUCGGAAGCUCUGGAACUGGAUCCGAAGAACGACUGGGUGCAUCUACAUCGUAGUAUCGCCCAUGCUGCUCGUGGAGAUCACACGAAGGCGAUUGAAGAUGCGUCGAGAUGUAUUCGAAUCAACUACCGACAGGUAGAAGGAUACUACCGUCUCGCCUUGGCAUUACAUGCUGCUGGUCAACAUGACCAGGCCUUGAGUACGCUGUAUCGCGGACAAGAAGUGGACCCUCGACACGCAGGUAUUACGCGCUUUAUAAGCCAACUUGAAGCUGAAGAAGCCAAAGAAGCGGGACUGCCACUCACUAAUUGGUUUAAGGAGAAAGGGUACAGGGCGUUCCAGCUGCGUUCGUACGAAGAUGCGAUCAAGUUCUACACUAAGGCCAUCGAUGCGUCCCAGUCUGACGACGACGACGUGGUCAUGCACUGCUACUUGUACCGCUCUCGCGCUAACCAGACACGAGGCGAGUUCUCAGCUGUGAUUACUGACUGUACGUAUGUAUUGGAACGUCGUCCGAAGAAUGUAUUUGCGAGGCUUCGACGAGCUGAUGCGUACGAACAGCAACGUGACUUUCAUAUGGCGCUGAAGGAUAUUCGGGAGUUGGUGGCGCUGAAUCCGGAUUACGAAGAUGCCCAUGCACGACUUCGAUCGCUCGAGCAUCGAUGCAGACUCUUGCCUGGUGCUUCGGAACAUAAGGCUGUAGAGGUAGAUCUAUGAGCUCAUUUUGACACGAUCGUGUA